AUGACAGCAGAAGCAGAACCAGCAGAAGAAUUUGACAUAAUAAUUAUUGGUGCCGGCCUCAGCGGCAUCAAUGCUGCGUACCGCGUGCAGAAGGAGCUGCCGCACCGCAGCUAUGCCAUCCUAGAGCGCCGCCACGAGAUUGGCGGCACCUGGUCGUUCUGGAAGUACCCCGGCAUCCGCACCGACAGCGCUAUGGGCCUGUUUGGCUUCCCCUGGCGCCCCUGGCCCUACGACAACAACAUGGCCACUGCCCAGGCCAUUCGCACCUACAUGGAAGAAUGUGCUGCCUCCGAGGGUAUUGACCGGCACAUUCGCUUCGGGCAUCGCGUCGCCUCGGCCGCCUGGCGCAGCAACGAGCAGCGCUGGACGCUGACCGUCGUCGUCACGCACAAGGAUGGCUCCGUCGCGACCAAGACCGUGAAGGCCUGGUGGCUGAUCUGCGCGAGCGGCUACUACAGCUACGACAAACCACUGCCGGCCGUCAUCCCGGGUCUCGAGAACUUCGAGGGCCAGGUCAUUCACCCGCAGUUCUGGGACGAGUCGAUCAACUACGACGGUAAGCGCAUCAUCAUCAUCGGCUCGGGUGCGACCGCUAUCACCCUGCUCCCCGCCCUCGCAAAGACCGCGCAGAGCGUCACCAUGUUGCAGCGCAGCCCAACCUACGUCAUGAGCCUGCCGCGCCGUGACAGCACGCUGCAGCUCCUGUGCCGCUUCCUCCCCCGCUCCUGGGCUGCCGCCAUCAACUGGUGGAACCGCAUGAUUAUCGAGACCCUGUUCGUCAAGUUCCUGCUCACGUUCCCCAACAUCUCCCGCGCUUUCCUCAUGAGCGAGAUGCGCCGCCAGCUGCCCGCCGGCUUCGACGUCGAGACGCACUUCAACCCGCGCUACAACCCGUUCCAGCAACGUCUGUGCUUCUGUCCCGGAGGAGACUUCUUCAAGGCCCUGCACCGUCCCAACGCGCGCGUCGUGACCGAUAUCAUCGAUACUGUCACCGCGACGGGGAUCCGCCUCAAGUCGGGCGCCUUCCUAGAGGCAGACAUGAUUGUCACGGCAACCGGGCUGUACUUCAACCUGUUCGACGGCCUCGACAUCACCAUCGACGGCGAACUGCUCCGCGACUCCAUCGCCGACCGCUACAUUUGGAACGGGAGCAUGCUCGAGGGCGUGCCUAAUGCAGGCCUCAUCGUCGGAUACACCGCCGCGACUUGGACCCCCGGCGCGGACGUUCGUGUGCGCCAGAUGAUCAAGGUUAUGAAGUACAUGGAACGCAGUGGUGCGGUGGAGGCCCGGCCGUGGCUUGACCCCAAGAAGAAGGCCAAGUUGCCUGCUAAUCCGGCAGUUGAUUUGACGUCGACCUACAUGGUUACUGCGCAUAACAGGAUGCCGCGGAAUGCUGGCAAGGGGCCGUGGAUGAAUGGGGCGAGCUGGGCCGCGGAUGUGUUCCGGUUAUGGUUUGGGAGUGUCAGGAGCGGGAUGCGGUAUGUGUUUGCGCCGAAGGAUAAGAAGGAGUAG
Molecule: messenger RNA, 1512 nt
Organism: Thermochaetoides thermophila DSM 1495
Lineage: Eukaryota; Fungi; Ascomycota; Sordariomycetes; Sordariales; Chaetomiaceae
Exons: 1
Coding region: 1-1512 (503 amino acids)
Molecular function (GO): NADP binding; flavin adenine dinucleotide binding; N,N-dimethylaniline monooxygenase activity
Source: RefSeq, a predicted model, not a curated record